Molecule: messenger RNA, 1296 nt
Organism: Fulvia fulva
Lineage: Eukaryota; Fungi; Ascomycota; Dothideomycetes; Mycosphaerellales; Mycosphaerellaceae
Product: Vegetative incompatibility protein HET-E-1
Exons: 1
Coding region: 1-1296 (431 amino acids)
Source: RefSeq, a predicted model, not a curated record
AUGUGGCUGAUAGACACAGACACCGUUGAGCUUUGCGAGUUCAAUUUCGACGUCAAUCGGCCAAAGUAUGCCAUUCUCUCCCACCGGUGGACUAGCGAUGAGCUCGGCUCCAAAGACUUCAUGAAGGGGCGAAGGAAGGAUUCCAUGGGCUACCAGAAAGUAAUUAGCAGCUGCAAAGUCGCUCGUGACCGGGGACUGUCCUGGCUAUGGAUUGACACAUGCUGCAUCGACAAAAGAAGCAGCGCCGAACUCUCGGAAGCUAUCAACUCUAUGUACCAGUGGUACGAAUGUGCUUCGGAGUGUUAUGUGUACCUCUUUGACGUUCUGUAUGGUUCGGACUCGCCAAUUGAAGACCUCGACUCACAGCUAGAGCGGUCGGACUGGUUCACGCGAGGCUGGACUCUCCAAGAAUUAAUAGCACCUCGCACUGUCCUCUUCUUCAACGCCUCCUGGAGCCUGAUUGCCAUCAAAAACUCCGAAGCUCUCGCCGACCACGAGGAGCUAUCGGUUGAAAUUUCGUCGCAGAUCGCAUCCAUCACAGGCAUAUCGCUCGACAUUCUUCUUGGGCAAGCCCAUAUCUCCAACAAAAGCGCGGCGCAGAAGUUGAGCUGGAUCGCAAGACGGACUACGACGCGAAGGGAAGACAUAGCGUAUUGCAUGCUCGGGAUCUUCGAGGUGAAUAUGCCCUUACUCUAUGGCGAAGGUGCAAGAGCCUGGCCUCGUCUUCUGCAAGAAAUCAUCAGGAAGACUCGCGAUGAGACGGUUUUCGCGUGGAGGUCUCCAGUGGAAUCGAGUAGCUCUGUCCCGCUGCUCGCUGGAUCUCCGAUAUGUUUCCAGCACAGCGACUCAACCGUAGAGUGUGACGCUUUGCAGAGGCCGGCGUAUACGCUGACGAACCUGGGGCUGGAAAUUCGUCUGCUGGCGAAGACUGCAUUUGAAUAUGUUGGGUCGCAGAAUGAGCGGAUUCUUGUCGUGGUGCUCAAUUGCUGCGAAGGGAAGACGCCUGAGGGUCGCCUUGUGCUGUGGUAUCUGACGUUAAAGCAACGGAGCUGUGGCCAUUAUGAUCGACUGGGAUGUGCACCAAGUCCGCGCCCACUCAUCUCUGACGCGACGGCGUCGACGGCGAAGCUCAUACUGGGAGAUGAGACGAUUUUUGUUCAUACGACGGCUGCGAUUUUGCGGGAUUGUUGGCGUCGACUUAAAGUCACCGAGUCUACGGCAUUUGAUUCAAAGGACCGCAUCACUGAGCUAUUGGAUCGUUCUGUGAAAGAGUCUGUGCAUACUGAUAGCCCUUGA